AUGCCGGGGCGACCGCGCGGCCUCGCCGCGCUCCUCGCCUCCCUCCUCGCGCUUCUCGCGCGGCCCGCGCUCGCGGCCGUGCCGUCGCGGCCGCUGAACAUCUCGACCCUGCGCGAGCCCCUCCCCGCGGCGCGGGUCCUCGCGCUCGGGCAGACGGACCGUCGCGUGCGAUGGACGAGCGUCCGCGAGAAUAAGAGCGACGACGACGACGACGACGACGACGACCGCGGGUGCACGUCGCUGGACGGGCCGGUGUGCCCGCUCCCGCGCGACGACGCGGCGGACGACGGCGAAGAAGAGGGCGAAGAGGCGACCGCGCGCGCGUUCUCGGACGCGCGCGAGCUGCUCCGCGCGAUCGAGAAGCACAUCGAGGCGAUGCUCGGCCUGCGCGCGACGAGCGACGACGAGGCUACGACGAGCGACGACGAGGCGACGACGACGACGACGACGACGACGACGGAGAACGCGAACGCGAACGGCGCGGCGGAGACGCCGGAGCCGAAGCCCGCGGCGGCGCCGCCGCCGGUCGCGAAGGAGGCGCGCGCCGCGACGACCGUCGACGAGGAGAGGGGCGCGUUCUCGCGCGAGGCCCCGCCGGCCGCGCUGUCCGACGACGACGAUUUUGAGCUCGCGAAGCGCGUCGUCGUCGGUCGAGCCGCGAGAGACGUCAAGUGCGACGUCUGCCGCGAGCUCGUUCGCGUCGUCCACCGCGCCGCGGCGACCGCGCCGGCGGACGCGCUCGACGAGGACGUCGUCACGAGUCGUCUCGCGCGCGAGUGCGAGGUGGACGCACUCGACGCGGACGUCGCCGCGGACGCCGCGGACGCGGCGGCGACGCCGACGCCGAGCCUCUUGCGAACGCACGCGAUCAUCACCCGCGCGCCGCCCGAGGAAACAACCGUCGGCGACGCCGCGGAGGCGUCUGAGACGUUCGUGCUCGCGCGUCGAGCCCCCGGGACGUCGCUGCGAGAGAUCGAACUCAGGGUGUUCCGCCGAGCGUGCGCGGACGUCGUGCGGGACGGCGACAUCGCCAUCGCGGAGAAGACGGUAUCCGCCGCGAGACGACGGCGGGGGGAGGGGGACGGCGACGGCGACGGAAACGAGGACGUCGUCGGCGACCUGCAGCGCGCGCUGUGCGACGACGACGCGCGGAUGUGCGCCGCCGAGACGUCCUCCGCGGCGAUGGACGAUACGAAGAAGAAGAAGAAAAAGAAGAGGAGGAAGAAGAGGACGGAGACGUGCUACUAUCACGCCGCCGGGUGGUGGAAUUACGAGAUUUGCCGCGGGGGCGCGAUCACGCAGUAUCACGCGGACGCCGGCGGCGUCACGAGGGUCGCCUUGGGGACGUACGACGCCGCGACGACGUCGAGACGGAAGACACGCGACGCCGCGGACGCGAACGCGGUCGGCGUCGAGAUUUUCACGCGCGGCGCGACGUGCGAGGGCGCCCGCGCGAACGACGACGACGAGCCCGCGGCGGCGGCGAUCCGACGCGGCGGGGAGGCGAGAUUUUAUUGCGCGAGAGACGGCGCGACGAGCGUGGAAGUGAACGAGCCGGAGACGUGCGUGUACGACAUACGCGUGCGCUCGCCGCGACUGUGCGACGAGGACUACGCGUAG
This is a messenger RNA of Micromonas pusilla CCMP1545, 1620 nucleotides long. RefSeq lists its product as uncharacterized. Gene Ontology annotation, biological process: endoplasmic reticulum unfolded protein response; retrograde protein transport, ER to cytosol. Bases 1 to 1620 code for a protein of 539 amino acids. NCBI's taxonomy places the organism in Eukaryota, Viridiplantae, Chlorophyta, Mamiellophyceae, Mamiellales, Mamiellaceae. The record is from RefSeq and is a predicted model, not a curated record. The transcript has a single exon. Gene Ontology annotation, cellular component: endoplasmic reticulum lumen.